Messenger RNA from Pteropus alecto (black flying fox), 2493 nucleotides. It is a transcript of the gene TSPAN18, whose product is annotated as tetraspanin 18. NCBI's taxonomy places the organism in Eukaryota, Metazoa, Chordata, Mammalia, Chiroptera, Pteropodidae. Bases 422 to 1168 code for a protein of 248 amino acids. The record is from RefSeq and is a predicted model, not a curated record. The transcript has 11 exons. Gene Ontology annotation, cellular component: membrane.
CGGGAAGGCAGCCGGCGCCCCGCAAGUUUCGAGCGCGCCUCUCCGCCCGGGGAAAGUUUCCCUCGCGUCCGCCGGCGGGAGUUGGCGCGGGGUCCCGCCGCUGCCUCCGGAAGAGUUUAUCCUGAAGCCACCAUCAAAGAGAGACCUCAAGAGAAUCUUGACAACCUUGAAGGGAAAGGCACCAGUUGAAAAAGGUGGGCAUCUCCUGGACAGCCCUGGGCUUGGAGUGGCAAGAGCUUCUGACACUGUCAUCAAAGCAACUUGAACUCGCUGAAUUUGGCAUCUAGAAACGUGAGCACAAUCCUUUUCCAGACACUGGUCACCCAGGACAAGCUGGGCCAAUAAAAGAAAUAUACGGGAGCCCCUCUGACCAGGAGACUCUGUCCUGCUGACACCUAAAGAACUGCCCAGGCAGAGCAUCAUGGAAGGCGACUGUCUGAGCUGCAUGAAGUACCUGAUGUUCGUUUUUAAUUUCUUCAUAUUUCUGGGUGGGGCCUGCCUGCUAGGCAUUGGCAUCUGGGUCAUGGUCGACCCCACCGGCUUCCGAGAGAUCGUGGCUGCCAACCCCCUGCUCAUCACGGGUGCCUACAUCCUCCUGGCCAUGGGGGGCCUGCUUUUCCUGCUCGGCUUCCUGGGCUGCUGUGGGGCCGUCCGCGAGAACAAGUGUCUGCUGCUGUUUUUCUUCCUGUUCAUCCUGAUCAUCUUCUUGGCAGAGCUCUCAGCGGCCAUCCUGGCCUUUAUCUUUAGAGAAAAUCUCACCCGUGAAUUCUUCACCAAGGAGCUCACCAAGCACUACCAGGGCAACAACGACACGGAUGUCUUCUCUGCCACCUGGAACUCAGUCAUGAUCACAUUUGGUUGCUGCGGGGUCAACGGGCCUGAAGACUUCAAGUUCGCAUCAGUUUUUCGACUCCUGACUUUGGAUAGUGAAGAGGUGCCAGAGGCCUGCUGCCGAAGAGAACCCCAGACUCGGGACGGGGUCCUGCUGAGCAGGGAGGAAUGCCUCCUGGGAAGGGACCUGUUCCUGAACAAGCAGGGCUGUUACACAGUGAUCCUCAAUGCCUUCGAAACCUACGUCUACCUGGCCGGAGCCCUCGCCAUCGGGGUGCUGGCCAUCGAGCUUUUCGCCAUGAUCUUCGCCAUGUGCCUCUUCCGGGGCAUCCAGUAGAGGGUGUGGCCUGAAGCCUGGAGACUCACCCUGCCCACAACCACCCAGCACCCGUCGCCCUCCCCUCCCUCACGCCCCUGCCCCCUGGGCUCCAGGGGUGGGGGAGGGGAGGAGGGGAGGCCAUCAUAAGUGGCCAAAAGAAGGGGCAGGGGGAAAUACUUAUUUUUUUAACUAAGUGACAAAAAUACUGACCGAUGUACCCUGCCUGGAUUCUGGGGUGGGGGCCAUGAGCUCUCUGCAGGGACCCCAGCACCUGCGCCCCUGAUGCAGUGUGCACCAGAGACCAAAGGAACACCAGUCCCAGGUCCCCUCCUCCGCCCAGCUGGACUCUGGCAGCCCCAGGCCUGGGGCCUUUCCUCACAGCUUCGGGACCAGGUGCCAAGAAAGAGAGGAUUUGGGUAACAGGAAGAUAAAAGCAAAUCUCGGAGAGGUCGCCAAAGCCCGGGGUCCCCAGAUGGACUUGGUCAACAUGUCCUCGAGGACUCGGCACUGACUCGCAAUCCCUGGUCCUCCGGUCCAUGGAGUUGUCCCUGCUCCAGCUGAGGCCGAGAGUGGGCUGCGGACACUGGAUCCAAGAAAGGCCCAGCUGGUGGGGUCUUUGCUGUCCCCAGCUGUUGGACCACAUUAUCCAGAAGAAGGCACAGACUUUCAUCCAGUCACACAGCACAUGCACAACAGUUCUGGACAAGAACUGGGUCAUCUCCAGGCUGCCUGUCACUCCCUCCACCUCUGUUAGUCCAGCAGACCUGCUGCCCACCCCCGCCUCAGCCUCAGCAUCGUGGUUUCCCCAGAAGAGACAGGGCAGGCUGACCAAGAACUACAUCUUCCCAGGUCCACGGCUAAGAAAAUUCGGGACUUUGUCCCCCCUGCCCUCCCUCUCACCCCUACCUGCACUUCUAGGCCCCCAGGAACACGCACACGUACACACACCAGAGUCCCCUUUCCACACCGCCCACCUCCCCCCACAAGCCAGUCCCCUUCCCUGUUCUCCACCAGCUCCCCAGCUCUCAGAGCUGGAAGGAGCCCCCAAGAUCACCGGGUUCUUCUCUCCUCACCCAGAACCAUGGUUUGGAUAUCUUCCGUAUGAUCCCAGCCAAGACAUCUCCACCCUCCUCUUGUACACCUCCAGGGAUGGGGAGUUCACUACCUCCCAAGACAACCUUCUGCCUUUGGACUGCUCACUAUAGCAUCAGCUCAAUGCACAGCAGAAAUUUUUCUGUGGUUCCUCCACUUGCUCUCUCUCCUUCCCCCAGUGUUAAGGCCACAUGUUGUUUCUCCCUGAGCCUCGUUAUCUCCAGGAUAAAGAACUCCAGGGCAUCUCAUCA